This is a messenger RNA of Exophiala aquamarina CBS 119918, 2064 nucleotides long. RefSeq lists its product as uncharacterized. The transcript has 3 exons. NCBI's taxonomy places the organism in Eukaryota, Fungi, Ascomycota, Eurotiomycetes, Chaetothyriales, Herpotrichiellaceae. The record is from RefSeq and is a predicted model, not a curated record. The coding region runs from base 1 to 2064 and encodes 687 amino acids.
AUGAGCAGCAACAACCCCCGGGAUAUUGUGUUCCUGCCCGCGUUAACAACGAACCGUUCUGUGAGGCAGAAAGAAUUGAUCAAAUCCGGAGUGCGGGCACACACAGCGAGACUCAUACAUCAGCGACGCAAGGCGAGGCAGCAGCGGGAGGAGUCAAUACAACCACUGACUCUCAAUGUUUUACCUGCCUCUACGGAAUUGUAUGAGAAUCUGCUCGAGAGAAGCAAGAUGGGCUUGAGUAUUGCGGGCUCAUCAGAUCCGUUCCAGUCAUUUCCAAUAGAAAUCACCCCUGAAAUCAACCACAUCAUUACAUUGGCGAGGGAUGUCCUUCUGCCAAAUCUCUAUAUACCUUCGUUUGUCAGGCGGUUGUCUUUUGGGGUCUCCAAAGACAUUUCAUUCAGUCGUGCGCAAUUCUCAAUCGCUGGAUCUGCUGUGUCGGCCGAUUUGAAUCAAUUUAAGAAUGCCAAUAAGGGAGUGGCUGCGGCAUGGUUAAGUGGCCACAUUGGCUUCUUAGCAAAACUUGGAUAUCAAUUGGAAGAGCAUGAUAUAUCUCUUCUUGAACUGAAACUAAGGCAGACAAGCUUACGACUACUUCGGGGAAAUCUUCUGAGUCACCCUGGAGAAGAUCAAAACAAUCUGUCUCUGGCAAUCCAACACAUCAUGCUGCUUUUCCAGUCAGACUGCAAACGAAGAGACUCAGAAGCUGCCUCAAUUCAUGGACCCAUCCUCAUAGGCCUCCUUGAAAAGCUCAAAGAUAAUACCAAUAUCAUACAGCACCUUAUUGUGAUGAUGUUUGGCUACGCUGAGCUUGCUGCCAAUACUUUGGGAAGGCCAGUGAUAACGCUCAACUUCGAGAUGAUGAAAAGAUUGACCGAUUUUUGGGCAUCAGCUUCAUCACUAGUGCAAAUUACUGAUGUCCGCUAUCGAGACGUCCAUCCAAGCAUUGACAAUCCAAUUCUUCGCACAAUUUUCACAAGACUACGAGCUUGCCUAGUGAUUGCUGAGACACCAUUACCAGUCACGGAUACAGCACAAAAGGCUCGCGGUCUGGCAGUCUACUCUUGGAUCGCAACAGAAACGUUCAACGAUAUGUGUGUUCUACUAAACCUGUACCAUGAUCUCAUGGAAGGACAGUAUGAAAAUAAGACAUCAGGAGAGUGCCUUACCGAGGCCUGCAUUGCGCUCACCCUUUUGCAUACUCUCCGCAAAUGCAUCCACGAAGCAGAAAUGGACGGCAAAGACUUACGGGAUACCUCACCCGUGAUCAUGCCACGAUUAAGAAAACACCUGGAAAGCGCUAUUGAGACUUUAAUCUCAAGAGAAUGUGCACACUAUGCGCAAGUGUAUCUUUGGAUGUUCUCUGUGGGUGCUCAAAAUGAGCAACGAGAUAGAUUAGGGAGCGAAAACGAGGAACCCAAGGAAUCUUCUUUGGGAUGGUUUAAUGAUAUGCUGGCCGAUCAAGCACAAUACUUGAACAUAACGACCUGGCAUGAGGCAAGGACAAUUCUCGAGUGUUUUGUCCACGACAGACACCAAAUUCCCGAUGGAAAUAUCUGGUUUGAGCAGUCUAUUAAUCGGCGGCAAACUGACAUAAGAAUGGAGAAGAUCGAUGUUACUAGAGCAGACUCGCACAAGGAUAAGGAGUGGCAACCGUAUGCGGCGGCGGCGGCGGCGGCGUACUUGAAGGGAUUGUUAUCGGCCGUUCCAGUACAAGAAGGGAUCUCCGUACCUCUUGUAGCGAUGGUUGAAAAUGAAAAAGGUUUGGACCUCGUCGACGCUCUAGAUAUGGGCGAAGGUCUCUUCAUUAGCCGAAAGGGACAACUGAAAGAGAUGGGCUCAUUUCUCGAGCCCCAUCAGAUUCGAAAUGGCUCAACACGACCCUACAAGCAUGGGAAUGACUACAACGACACAACGUUCUAUGCCAUAACCCUCGAUCCAUUUACAGUCCCCAGCUUCGAUAUCCCACUCCCUAUACCAUCGCCACUGCUUUCCCUGGCCGUCCGGCCUGCGGAAAUUCUCGAUUCGGAUAUCAUUAUUGGAACAAUCCGUGAUCUAACUUCGUGA